Molecule: messenger RNA, 717 nt
Organism: Cuscuta epithymum
Lineage: Eukaryota; Viridiplantae; Streptophyta; Magnoliopsida; Solanales; Convolvulaceae
Source: the annotation of a GenBank genome assembly
CUCGCACAGCCCUCCCCUCCCCUCCCCAAAGUUGCGCACGUUUCUUUCUCUUCCCAUCCUUCACCCUUGUUCAUUCUUUCUUCCGGCCCUUGUCUCUGUUUUUUUUUUAUUUUUUUGUUGCGAAUAUCAUGGAUGAUUUUCUAGCAUAUGUGAUGGUGGAUGAACAGGGGACUGGAAACGAUGGAGCAUUGGACGAUUCCUGCCUGCGACGAUCGACGGAGGUCGGAAAUGGAAGAAACGAAGAAGCUCUAAGCGUCGGAAAUGGUGGACCUGUGAACGAACAAGACGGAGCUGCGAUGGAGGACCGAAAUGGUGGAUUUGUGAACGAAGAAGAUGGAGCUCCGGACAAAGUUGGGGAUGAAGACUUAGGUGCGACGGGUGGUAGAGCUGCGACACAAGGUGGCAACGAAGUUCUGAUCUUUGAGGGUCUGGAUGAUGAAAACUUUGACGGGGAAGGAAGUAGCAGGGGGAAGACAAACGCAGAUGGCGGAGGUAUUUUAUUUGACACACACAGACAGCUUACAUACACAGUGUCAGUGUGUACCGAAAACUAAUGUAUAUAUGGUUAAUGUAUACCUACAAAUAUGAAUUAAUGUAUGUGUGAAUGUUGUUAAUGUAUACCUACAAAGAUGUAUUUGAUGUAUGAAUGUUGUUAAUGUGUACCUAUAAAAAUUGAUUUUAUCAAUGAAUGUUGUUAAUGUAUACCUACAAAUAUGA